AUGGAGAUAGGCGUGGAGAUAGGCGUAGGAGAUAUGCCAUGGAGGAGACGUUUCGGCGUUCCCUCGGAGAUCGUCACCGACAGGGGAAGACAAUUCGAGUCCGCCCUUUUUCACGCCCUCACGAAGCUCCUCGGCUGCUCGCGUCUCCGGACGACUUCCUACCAUCCUGCAACUAACGGCCUUGUAGAACGCUUCCACCGCACCCUGAAGGCCGCCCUCAUGUGCAUUGGAAACACAGCCGAAUGGGUUUCUUCGCUUCCGGUCGCGCUUCUAGGCAUCCGCACGGCCCUGCAUGCCGAACUCAAUUGUUCCCCCGCCGAAUUAGUCUAUGGCACCACGCUUCGCUUGCCGUCGGAGUUCUACGCUUCACAGACCACGCCUUCCCCAGGUGACUCGGCAGCCUACCUCGUUAAGCUGCAGCAAGCCUUCCGCUGCCUUCGACCUUCCCCGCCUCGCGAGCGGCACAACCAGUCUCCCUACGUCAGCCCCGACCUCAUGAACUCCUCCCACGUGUUCCUGCGGACCGACGCCGUACGCAGGUCUCUGCAACCGCCAUACACUGGGCCUCAUCCCGUUCUCUCGAGAACCCCCAAGACCUCGAUCAUCAGGGUCAACGGCAGAGAGGAGACUGUCUCUAACGACAGACUAAAGCCGGCCCAUGUUCUGAAUCCGGACCUUUCUGCUGAAGCCUUGGCGAGUUUCUCUCCACCCUCGCAUCCCCCAUCCAGCCCUUCACCCAAGACAGUCACUUGGAGACUAUAG
This is a messenger RNA of Ornithodoros turicata, 762 nucleotides long. RefSeq lists its product as uncharacterized. The transcript has a single exon. The record is from RefSeq and is a predicted model, not a curated record. The coding region runs from base 1 to 762 and encodes 253 amino acids. Gene Ontology annotation, biological process: DNA integration. Gene Ontology annotation, molecular function: nucleic acid binding. Lineage: Eukaryota; Metazoa; Arthropoda; Arachnida; Ixodida; Argasidae.